Zingiber officinale is the source of this 4384-nucleotide messenger RNA. RefSeq names its product beta-fructofuranosidase, insoluble isoenzyme 3-like. Bases 2523 to 4286 code for a protein of 587 amino acids. Gene Ontology annotation, molecular function: hydrolase activity, hydrolyzing O-glycosyl compounds. NCBI's taxonomy places the organism in Eukaryota, Viridiplantae, Streptophyta, Magnoliopsida, Zingiberales, Zingiberaceae. The record is from RefSeq and is a predicted model, not a curated record. Gene Ontology annotation, biological process: carbohydrate metabolic process. The transcript is spliced from 5 exons.
CCAUUCGCUUCCUUCUAGUCCCUUCGCUCGGUUCCAUGGAGGCUCCGCCGCGCCCUACUUCGCCUUCCUCUUCACUCCGCUACUGCUACUGCCGUUGUUUCCGCCGUUGCUGCCGCUGCUUCUGCUGCUUCUACGCUCCCACCGGGGACUGGUGAUCCCGAUCCGCCCCAGCCAAAGGUCAGACCCUUUUUCAUUUCUUGAAGCUUUCGAUGGACCUAGUUCGUUCUCUGAUUCGCAUGAUGGAUUAGCUUUUCGGGCGUCGGGAUCCCUUCCUCCCUGUAAAAAUUUGUAAGAUCUGUAACUCACAGUUCGUAUGCCGAUCUUUUCCCCUGAUUUUCCGUGUGAAGGAGUUCUAUUCUUUUCAUGCAAAACCCCUGAUUUCCCCUGAUCUGUAACUCACAGUUCGAUUCCGUCGCUUAUUUUUUGAUAAGGUUGCGUUUGGUAGCUUGAUCGGGUGGAAUAAAGUGGAUUGGGAAACGAUUCUCCACAACAUUAUCUUAAUCUAAACAUUUAGAUGGAGAAUUGGAAAUAUUUUUUCCCCAGAACUCACUGAGUCUGUUUGUAUUAGUUCCAUGCUUAUUUCACCUCUAUCAAAUACUAAUUAGUUUAUUUAAAUAUACUAUCUGACCUCUUCCGGAAGCAUAGUAGAUGUGCACAUAGCCAACGAGAACAUUAGCGUGAGAACCGGGGAAGGGUCUCUGGCACAGACAUUCCGACAUUCAAGUCAGAGCAGUAGUCGAGCGAAAAUGGAGAAGAAGAUAAACAAUAGUAUGGAUGUGUGUGCGCACGUACGCGUAUCUGGUCAACGGAGAGAACCUUUUUUAUAUGGUCUCUUAUAACCUCAGUAAUAAUGAGACGUUAAAAAAUGUCAGAUGUCAGAAUAUGUCGGAUAGUGGAAGAUGUAUGCCAGCCUUCUUUUAGGAGAGGAAUGUUCCGUUGUGUGCAUAUGCCAGUAAUUGAAUAUUCUCUUAUUGCGAUUAUUUAACAAUGUUGUCUCUUAGAUGGAGUCUGAUCGACCUAGAGCCGAUCGAGUUUAAGCUGAGGAUCAUACCCGUCUGCAGAGUAGGGAGCUAAGCCUUGUAAGUCUGAUCGGAUUUGUGGACACACGGGUUUAUGCUGGAAGUCUUGUUCACAUGGAGUGAGAAGUUGAGUCCCGUAGGCUCGACUGACUCUGUUAUGGCCACUCGGGUUUAGGCUCAGAGACCUACUCAUAAGGAGUGAGGAACUGAGUCUCGUAGAUUCGGUCGGCUUUGUGACUGGUCGGGUUUAUACUAGAAGCCCUGUACAUGAGGAGUGAGGAGCUGGGUCCCGUAGGUCCGGUCGACUAUGUGGUCACGUGGGUUUAUGUUGAGGCCCUGUUUAUGAAGAGUGAGAAGUCAAGUCCCGUAGGUCUGGCCUACGCUAUGACCGUCCGGAUUUAUACUGGGAGCCAUAUUCAUAAGAAGUGAGGAGCUAGGUCUUGUAGAUCCAGCCAGUUUUGUGGCCUGUCGAAUUUAUAUUGGCAGUUAUGCCUAUGAGGGGUAGGGAGAUAAGUCCUGUAGAUUCGGUCAGCUCUAGGGCCGCCUGAAUUUAUACUAAGAGCCUUGUCCGUGAGAAGUAGGAACUUGAGUCCCGUUGAAAGUGAUCCAUUUAGAUACAUACAUCUUGAUUGUUACCAUCAUCUUGGCUAUCAAUCCCACUCUAUGUUUAGGGUCACACACAACACUACUUAUACUUAUCAUUAUCUAAACUCUUGAUUGCUCAAAAUUCUACGCGUAUUGUGUACGGAGACACACGCAUGGAGUCAGGCAGCAUAUCGGGGCUCUACCAGCAAUAUCACACAAUCUCAUAAGUGGUAGAAAAUUCUAUAAUAGAAGUCAACAAAAAACCUUGAUGGAGGUGUCCACAGUCAAACUUCAUCGACAAUGAUAUGCUCCAUCAGCAUCGACCCUAAUUAAUGAUAAUACACUUUCUUCUCCAAACUAAUUCACAAAACAACGAUAAUGCCUAAUCCACUAUAAACAAUCAUUAAAUACAUAUCUUCCACAACCAUUACAAUAUGAUUAACUAAUAUUCAGGCACAAUAUUAAAUAUCUAUGGAAUUCAAUCAAAAUUUUGUAUGUAAUCAUGCCUAAUGAUUGAGUAUUUGUAAAUAUGAAAAAUAGCCAUAUAUUUAUUCAACACGAAUAAACAUUCAUUGUGGUUUUAAAAUAGAUAUUUUUCCAAGUAGAAUUCAAAAUAUGAGUACCUUAUCUGUCUUUAACCCAACUUACAAUACAAACAAAUUGAAAAUCAGGACUCCAAAAUCUAUCCACAAUUUUUAGUCAAAAUGCUACUCAAAGAUCAACCUUGUCCCCCUUUUUCUCAUUGAAAAUUCCCAUUGAAAAUGGCAAUUUAUUUAUUUGCUAUCCACAUAAUUAAUAAAUAUUUAUUUAUUUGCAAAAUAAGAAUGAGUGCAUGGUUUCAUUGGUCUAUAUAUUUAUGUACUCUUCUCCCCAUCCUUGAGCCACUCGUUUUCUUCUUUAUCUUUCUCCAUUCAUAAAAUGGCAAUAUCAUCAAAUCUCCCAAAGCUAUGUUUAAAUUUAUUUGCUAUAUUUUUCUUUAUUUCCUUACAAAAAGUUGGUUGCUCCCAUCUAGGGCAUGAAACACUCGUGAAUCUUUCUCCUUCCUCGAUCGACAGUACUCUCUUACCUCGCUACCACUUUCGUCCCUUGAGAAAUUGGAUCAAUGAUCCAAAUGGGCCAUUCUAUUACAAGGGUAUCUACCACCUUUUCUACCAGUACAACCCCUAUGGUUCCGUGUGGGGUAACAUCGUGUGGGGCCACUCGGUGUCAACAGACCUAAUCAACUGGCACGCGGUCGACCCAGCGAUCUACCCGUCGAAGACCUUCGACAUCUACGGAUGCUGGUCCGGCUCCGCCACCGUCCUCCCCGGCAGCAAGCCGGUGAUCCUUUACACCGGGAUCGUCGACGACUUCAAAACCCAGGUCCAAAAUAUCGCCUUCCCGGCCAAUUUAUCCGACCCCCUUCUCCGCGAGUGGGUCAAGCCCGACUACAACCCCGUGAUCUCCUCCGAUCCGUCGAUCAACGCCACUCAGUUCCGCGAUCCGACCACAGCGUGGCUCCACCCGGACAACAAGCACUGGAACGUCGCGAUCGGGAGUGCGAGGAAAGAGGGGCAGAGAGGGGUGGCGAUCUUGUACCGGAGUAGGAAUUUCAAGAACUGGACGAAGGCGAAGCAUCCGCUGCACUCGAUCAAGGGGACGGGCAUGUGGGAGUGCCCGGACUUCUUCCCGGUGGCGGUCAGCGGGAGGGAAGGAAGGGACACAUCGGCGACCGGCCGCGGAGUGAAGCACGUGCUGAAGGUGAGCCUCGACCGGAUGAGGUUCGAGCACUACACUCUGGGAACUUACUACCCUGCUCUGGAUCGGUACCUGCCAGACCAGGCGUCGGUGGACGGCAGCGAAGGGCUGAGGUACGAUUACGGCAACUUCUACGCCUCGAAGACCUUCUUCGAUCCGGCGAAGAAGAGGAGGGUUUUGUGCGGCUGGGCCAACGAGUCGGAUGUAACUCACGACGACGCGAGCAAUGACAUCAUCAAAGGCUGGGCUGGAGUUCAUUUGAUUCCAAGAGAACUUUGGCUGGACGAGAACGGCCGGCAGCUGUUGCAAUGGCCGGUGGAGGAGUUCGAUCGGCUGAGAAGCCAGCACGUUUCUUUGGCGAAUCAGGCCGUGAAUCCCGGUGGCUUCUUCCGAGUAAACAACAUCGACUCGGUUCAGGCGGAUGUGGAGGUUACAUUCGAGAUGAGCAGUUUGGAAAAAGCAGAGGAUUUCGACCCUUCGUACGUCGGAGAUGCCCAAGCUUACUGCGCCAGGCACGCCGCCGAUGUGAAGGGAGGAGUCGGCCCGUUCGGGCUUUACGUUCUCGCCGAUUCCGCUCUCGAAGAAAGAACCGCAGUGUUCUUCAAGGUCUUCAAGCACAAGAGGAAGCACGUUGUUCUCUUCUGCCAUGAUCCCACCAGGUCAACUAAAAGGGUGAAGAACAUAUAUAAGCCGACUUUUGCUGGCUUUGUCGACGUUGACAUCGAUUCGUCUAAGACGAUCUCUCUUAGAAGCUUGAUCGAUCACUCGGUGGUGGAGAGCUUUGGCGCAGGAGGAAAAAUAUGCAUCACGUCCAGAGUUUAUCCGAGCUUGGCGAUCGGAAGAGAUGCCCAUCUGUUCGUGUUCAACAAUGGAGCAGUGGAUGUUAAGGUUUCGGAGCUGAAUGCAUGGGAGAUUAGGACGCCUUUCAUGAAUAAAGAAAUUUGAUAUAAAUAAAUCUUGUAUUAUUAUUAUUAUUAUUAUAGAUAUACUUUUGGAUAUAGCUGUAUUGUUAUUCAAUGAUAAAAAGUUUUUAUUUUUUUUUA